CUUCAGUACCAGUCUGGUAGCAGUUUCCACCACACCUGUGGCGCCACUCUGAUCUCCAGCCAGUGGGUCAUGACCGCUGCUCACUGCAUCAGCAGCCGCAACACCUACAGGGUGUACCUGGGCAAGCACAACCUGAAGAACAACAACGAGGAGGGUUCCAUGGCUCUUACUCCCGCCAAGAUCAUCGUCCAUGAGCUCUGGGAUUCCUACAGAAUCCGUAACGACAUUGCCCUGAUCAAGCUUCAGAGCCCUGUCGCCUUCUCUGACUCUAUCAUGGCUGCCUGUCUGCCCGACUCCGGCAUCGUCCUGCCCCACAAUGCUCCCUGCUACGUCACUGGCUGGGGACGCCUCUGGACCGGAGGCCCCAUCGCUGACACACUGCAGCAGGCCCUCCUGCCCGUGGUCAGCCAUACCAACUGCACCAAGCCCGACUGGUGGGGCAGCCUUGUUACCAGCAGCAUGGUCUGUGCUGGUGGUAAUGGAGACCUUGCUAGCUGCAACGGAGACUCCGGUGGGCCCCUGAACUGCCAGAACUCUGAUGGCUCCUGGGACGUUCACGGUGUGGUGAGCUUCGGCUCCAGCAUGGGCUGCAACUACCCCAAGAAGCCCUCCGUCUUCACCCGCGUCAGUGCCUACAUUUCCUGGAUCAACAACGUGAUGACCAGCAACUAAAUGAUGGAUCUGAUUGUAUCGUGGUGGGCAGCUGUCAG
This is a messenger RNA of Salvelinus fontinalis (brook trout), 710 nucleotides long. RefSeq names its product elastase 2 (gene ela2). The record is from RefSeq and is a predicted model, not a curated record. Gene Ontology annotation, molecular function: serine-type endopeptidase activity. The transcript has 6 exons. The coding region runs from base 70 to 672 and encodes 200 amino acids. Gene Ontology annotation, biological process: proteolysis. Lineage: Eukaryota; Metazoa; Chordata; Actinopteri; Salmoniformes; Salmonidae.